GGUUUUACUCCUCUGAUCCCUGAGGGACCUCGCGUUUGACAUUCCUCACAUUCCGACCUCAGUCCCUCCUCGGUUACUUAUUAUCGCCGCCUGCUCUCUCCACAAUCAUUUCACAGCGAGACACGGGGAGAGAGAGAAGUGGGGGAGGAGGAUGAGACUCGUCUGACUCCGACAAACUCAUGUUAAAAACAACGAGAGGAGGAGGAACAAGAAGAACAAGCGGGAUUACUGCGACUUUUCUACUUCGACGCCGAGCAGAGGGUUUUGUUAUGAUGAGAGCGUGAGCUGGUUCACAGCUGGUUUAUUUCUAUACUUUCAUACUGAGGAAGAGCCCAACCAAUCGUUCCAGAGAAUAAAAACCCACACAAAGCAGCAUGUCGUCCACUGAAGAGCCAUCUGGCACGGUACUGCACCGACUCAUCCAGGAGCAGCUCCGCUAUGGAAACCCUACAGACACCCGCACCUUGUUAGCCAUCCAGCAGCAGGCCCUGCGUGGAGGCAGCGGGAGCAACAGUGGACCCAGCAGCGGAGGUGACAUGGGCAGGAGCCCACGAUCCUCCCUGGAGAGUCUCACCCAGGAGGACCCUCCUUUCCCUCAGCUCUCUGCGAGGCAGGAGCCUCAGGGCCAGGAGCACCAGGGAGACCACCACUCAGAAAGUGGUUAUCAGCUCUACCAGCUGCACGGCGAGGAGUUGCCGACCUACGAGCAGGCCAAGGUGCACUCGCAGUAUCUGGCCUCGCACUGGGCCCCUGCGGGCCCGAUCAGGCAGCUCCAUGAAGGGAAGCUCCUGCAUGAGGGGGCCUUCCACGAGGAGGCAGAUUUGGCAGAACUGAAGUGCAGCCAUGUGCGGUCACUCAGUGAGCAUCAUAUGCAGAUAUCUCUGGAGAGGAAUGCUGCAGCUUCUAAGGCAGAGGCCACCAAGAGCACCUCUCACAGCUACCCAGAGCUGCCUUACUACACCCCACAAGCCCUGCAAAGCACCGGGUUGAGCCUGGGCAAACACAAUCCUCCUCCAGAGUACUCAGCCCCCAUUCAGAGCCAAGGAUUUAUCCCUCACCAGGUCCAGGAGCCCCUGCAGCAGCACAGGUAUGUCCAGUCUGGUCAGCCCGCCGAACUCCCCUGCUACAACACUUUCAGCAGCCUGCCACCUGCUGGCCUGGAGGAGCCCAGUCAGGUGGAGCUGCUGCUGAUGGAAAAUGAGAGGCUGAGACAAGAGCUGGAGGGGCACAGGGAGAAGACCAGCCGUAUUCAGAAGUUGGAGCAGGAGAUCCAGCGUAUUUCUGAGGCCUACGAGACGCUGAUGCAGGGCAGCACGAAGAGAGAGAACCUGGAGCAGACGCUGAGGAGGAGGCUGGUGGCUGAGAUCAGGAAGCUGCAGGAUUUCAACAGAGACCUCAGAGAAAACUUGGACAAUGCCAGAACGCAUGUCGCAAAAGAAGUUCAAGCAGCUGACCACAACCAGCACAUCGUGGCCAAACUCCUCGAGCAAAAUGAGGAGCAGAACUUUGAGCGGGAGCGCGUCGAGCGAGAAGUGCAGCGGUUGCGAACCACGGCGGAGGAGCAGAGCGCCCGGACAAAGGGGCUGGAGGAGGCCCUGGAGGCUGCCCGAGGACGAGGCCGCCAGCUCGAGGAGGCGUUGAGGAGGAAGAGGGCUUAUGUGGAUAAGGUGGAGAGGCUUCAGAGUGCACUGGCUCAGCUGCAGUCCACCUGCGAGAAGAGGGAGAGCCUGGAGAUGAAGCUGAGGACGCGGCUAGAGCAGGAGCUGAGGAGUCUGAGGGCACAGCAGCGGCAAUCCCAGCCACCAGGAGUGACCAUGGGCUCCCUCCAAGAGCGUCUGCGGGAGCGUGAGGAGCAAAUCCUGGCUCUUGAGGCCGACAUGGUGCGCUGGGAGCAGAAGUACCUGGAGGAGAGCACCAUGAGGCAGUUCGCCAUGGAGGUGGCUGCCACUGCCGCUGCCCAGAGAGACACCACCAUCAUUAACCACUCGCCCUGCCACUCCUCAAACAACAGUUUCAACGAAGACCUGCCAGUUGACUACAGGAAUCAGGAGAUGGAAAACAGGAUCCGUGCUCUUUACGCUCAGAUCCUGGAAAAGGACGCUGUGAUCAAGAUCCUCAACCAGCGGCUGCACCAGGACCAGGGGCGUAAGGAUGAGCAGUGUCCCCGAGCAAACUACCUAAUCGCAGCGGGGGGCCCUCUCCGACCUGCCUCUUCCACCCCUUCCAUCAGCACCAUAAAGAGCAACACGAAGAGUAGAGGUAAGAGUCUUUCUGAUGAUCAGACUUUGCCAAACCGCCCCUUCUCUGCUCAGUCUGAAUCUGGAACGCUAGAGCGGCACACGGAGGGAACCAACGAGGCUGCCAGCACAACUAAGCUCCACAGUGAAAAGGAAGCUCCUAAGAAGCUGCUGUUUAACCCUUUCAGAGGCCUGGAAGAGUUGGAGUCUGAGGCGGUGGAAAUCUUCAUUUAAAGAACUGAGAAGUGGAUUUUAAAUGAGGAAGAACGGAGGGAAAAAAAGCAAUUCUGAGAAUCUGUGAAGUGUUUUUUAAAAUAACUGAAUGGAAGAAAUAUAUUUGGAUGCGAGAAUGUUGUGGAAAGAGGCCAAAGCACGAAAAAAGACUGUUUUCAGGUUUUAGAGUCAGAGCUGUGCUUCGACUCACUCUCACUAAGCUGGACAGCUGCAGGCGGUCGGUCCUGGCUGUGUGAGAAGAGAUUAAUCUUCUGAGGUACUUGGACAGUAUUGUGGAUUGUUACAGAGCAAAAUGUUCUCACAGAGUGUAUGCCAAAA
This is a messenger RNA of Paralichthys olivaceus (Japanese flounder), 2789 nucleotides long. It is a transcript of the gene amotl2b, whose product is annotated as angiomotin like 2b. Gene Ontology annotation, biological process: hippo signaling; regulation of cell migration; angiogenesis. Gene Ontology annotation, cellular component: cytoplasmic vesicle; bicellular tight junction; plasma membrane. The record is from RefSeq and is a predicted model, not a curated record. NCBI's taxonomy places the organism in Eukaryota, Metazoa, Chordata, Actinopteri, Pleuronectiformes, Paralichthyidae.